CGACACACCUGGCCUUGGGCCCCUACCUCUGGGAUGGCUCUGGUGGCCUGGGGGGUGGGGGGAGCCAGGGCCCCAGGGUGGGAUGCAGCACCUGCGGUUUUGAGGGGUCUCCCGGGUCGGCUGGUCCUGCAGCGGCCUGGGCAGCAGGGCCCUUGCGAUGCCUUUGGCCGCCUGCACUGCCCCACACCCGAGUGUACACACCCUGCGUAGACACAGGUCACAUAAACAAAUUACUCCACACCAGGAUCCUGACACGAACCUCCUGCCCCUCCCCAAUACCUUGGCUUUUAUAAAUUCUUAAAAAAAUCUUAUCACAUCCCCAAAGCAAGAGUGUUUAUAAAUAAAUUACUGCAAGGCUUAAAUUAUAUAUUUAUAAAAAUUAUUUUUAGCCCAUCCCUAAGCUAAGCAAAUUUGAAAAACAACAUUAAAAAGACACUUUUAGCUUGACAGAUUAAAAGUGCUUCUCCAUUUCAUCAUUUAUCUUUGCCCCCCACAAUAAUGACACUGUACUCAACAAGUUAAUUUUUUUCUUGGAGACAUUCCUCAAGCUCUAAUUUCACAGCAAGAACUGCAGCUUCAGAACCCUGACUUCCAGGGGGCACAGGCAUGUCUUGUGGAGGACUCUGCUUCCAGACUCAAAGAUCAGCAUUUGGGGUGAAAUUUCCCCCAGGUCUUAGGGCUGCCUGGAAUUUGAGCACAGGGCUUGCCCCACCCUGUUUGCCUCACUGGGGGAGGCUUCAACUCGGCGAAAUGGAGCGGAAAUGUGUGGAGCUGGGGGCGCACUUCCUGCAGGAGCACCCGAGCCCUCUAACGGGCCUCACCACCAAGGGCAUAGGCAGUCACUUGGCACGUCCUUAGCCAAGGGGGUGAGAUUCCAGGUGUGAUAUCAUGGCAGAGGUAGCCUUCACUAAUAAACUCUCACCUCUUACAGUUUGACAGGCCGUGUCCUGUGGAAACGUGCAGGACAGGGGACAGGGUGGGAGGAAGGCCACUCCCUCUCUGCAGCAGCCCUUUUCCCCGGCUUCUCCGGGCACGGACCUCUGUGAAUUUGGAGAAUGGGGAUGGCUUAGGAAACAGCGACCAGCAGUGUUCCUAGGGGACCACGCCGACCAGGAGCUCUGCACAAACCAGACUUUCCCCCAGGAAGACUCCACAUGUACAACCUUCUCCAUAUUUUCCGUGGAUGUUAGACUGGACAGGACCUUCUGGGGAGAGGAUUCCCCAUGGGGCAAGAAGGGAGACUGGGGACCCAGGGUGCCGUGGAGCCUGCCGGAGCCGGAGGCCAAAGCCUGCUGCAGGACGGUUCUGGACCCCACUUCCCCCACUUCUGGGGGCCAAGCCAGGUUAGAGACGCCAGGAGCCCAGAGACAGAGAGGCCAGGUUGCACUGGCCCACAGGCACUGGAGGGAACUGGCAGCCUUCGUCUUUGGUGUUCCCUCCGGAAAGGGUUCACGCUGCCCCAGGGCCAGCGAGACCGCAAAAGACAGAAGCCCCGUGAGAUCUGGUCUCAGUGUCCACGGUGGGUUGUGGUCCUACAUCCCUGCGCUCGGGUGGUGUUCAGGUUAGAGGCAAGCACUCUCGGACCACACCGAGCCUUGGCUGUGCAGAUGCCGUCCUGGAUUAACCGAGCCGGGAGACACGGGCUCUGGGGGUGCGGCGAUGGGGCCCAGGAAGGUGGCUCAGUGGCAUCUUCCUCCAAGUCCGGAAGCCACUGGCGGAGGGCUGGACAGUGAGAGCUGCCUGGUGCAAUCCCAGCGGUGCCCUGGCUGCCAUCCUGCUGCUUAGGAAGCUCUGUUCACUGCAUGACAUUGUUCCUUGUGGAAGUACCUUCCAGCGCAGAAGCCAGAAUGAAGUCUUGAAGGUUUUGAGAACGCAAAGGCAGGAUAUUAAUAUUUCAAUGCUUAGAAAUUGGAAAAAAGCACACCACAGAAGUAUCUGCAAUCAUCAGGAGAAUUUGGCCUUUGGGGAGACUGCAGGACAGCUCCAAAUGAACAGACAGGAGUGGUUGUGAUAUUUUGCUGCAUUUCUAUAAACUACUGCAACCUAUUAUUGGACCUCUGAGUU
Messenger RNA from Chinchilla lanigera (long-tailed chinchilla), 2064 nucleotides. RefSeq lists its product as uncharacterized. The record is from RefSeq and is a predicted model, not a curated record. Lineage: Eukaryota; Metazoa; Chordata; Mammalia; Rodentia; Chinchillidae. Bases 1224 to 1733 code for a protein of 169 amino acids. The transcript has 2 exons.